Messenger RNA from Felis catus (domestic cat), 5101 nucleotides. RefSeq names its product F-box protein 34 (gene FBXO34). Gene Ontology annotation, molecular function: protein binding. Lineage: Eukaryota; Metazoa; Chordata; Mammalia; Carnivora; Felidae. The record is from RefSeq and is a predicted model, not a curated record. The coding region runs from base 1834 to 3972 and encodes 712 amino acids. The transcript has 2 exons.
GAGCCACCUAGGUGCCCCUUAAUCUUUUAUAACUUAAAAUGUAGUGUUUUGAGCUUGUAGUGUAUCAGAAAAUGUUGACCUUUGAAGUUAUGGCUACAUCCCUACUUGAUCUUGAGCAGGUUUCAGUUUUUGAGCUUUUAUCUCCUUUCGGCACAAUGGUUGCAGACUUCAAUACAAAAACAUUAAGGUUAUAUAUAGGUUUGUGGUGACAUGAGCAUGGGGGAAUAGGCAUAUGGAGACUGGGGAGGAAAGAAAGAAGGAGCAGCUGAUACCUUUGUACACAACCAAGAUGCAAAUGAUCUGAGGAACAGAAAGAGGGCAGAUGAGAUGUUUGCAAAAGUGCUUUGUAGAUACAAAACAUUUCUUACAGCUCAGGUGCUGGUAUGUUUAGGGAAGAUACUUGUUUUAUUUUUCCAGUGGCUACAGGUUAUUAGCUUAUAAGACCACCUUUCCUAGGGAGUAGGAUCCUGCUUAGAGGCUGACAAGAGACCCACAAGUCACAAAUUCCAGCAGUUUGUGAAUUAUGAUUGGUUACUUUAUUCGUACUAAUAGUCUGUUUCUAGAAGAUUGGCAGUAUGAGAGGAAUAGGCUUAUUGGUAGAAAUUUGGGGGUGAUGUAGUUUUGUAUCAUUUCUUAACUCUUAGUGUGUUUGGCUUUGCUGUUUGGUAUGUACAGUUUUGCCACCUAUUAACCCAGCAGUGAAAUCUGAUCUUGGUAUCAGGUUCUCCUUUGUGGUUUGGUUUAUUAAUAAUUGAAGUACCUAAGGGUUCUGGGUGUGAACUCUGCAUACUUUGUAAUUGAUUUAGAAAGAACCAGGGAAGUUAAGAUUUUCUAUUAAAGUAAUUAAUAAAGCAUUGUGGCUUUGAAAUAAAUAUAUAUAACUGUUACACCAGAAUGACCAAAACAUGAUAAUAGGACCCAGUUUGUGUUUUUAUUGCCCUUAAAGAUGAAAGUAUUUUUAAACUUCUUGGUGCCCUUUUCCUUUCUAGUUUGGGUGUGUAGGAGUCUGUUUAUCAGAAAUAUUUUAGCACUGAUGUUGGUUUGGCAUUAAAAAAAAAUCUAUGUAAACAUGACCCUGGACAGCUGUGUUUAAUAUAGUAAAGAACCAUGGGGAGACUUUACAGUAUUUCUUGUUGGGACUUCAUGUCUGUAUAUUUUAGUAUUUAAAGGAUGUGGUUUGGGGCUUUGAAAAUGAGAAGGAUGUUGCCUAACUCAUAGCUGAAUGUCUGCUUAUCUAGAUUGUUCUGUCGUGGAGGUUAUUAGCAACGUGAAAGUUGUUUUUACUCUACUUAAACUGACAGUAUUAAGUUGGAAAACUUUUGUGGAAGUGUUUGCACAUGGCUGGUGAGUAGGAUUUUCUUUAAAAUCUGGCAUUGCAUAGAAAUUUUUAGGUAACUAGGGUGCUGGAAAAAAGUGGCUACUCAAGCCAAACUGUGUUUUGCUUUGCAGAAAAGUAAUGAAGAUUAAAAGUGACCAUGACAUGGAGAGCAUCUCCACUUCUUCCACCUCCCAUCACUGAGCUGGCAGUGCACUAGGCCAGGAAGUGGUGGGUGGAGUUGUUUAGUUGUAUCAACUUCCUGGUCUGCCCAAGUAUCGAUUAGUCAGGCACUCCCAUGUUCCAUUUAAAAGAUGGUUGCUGAUCUUUUAAAAGAAAGAUUUCCAUUAAAUCCUUAGGUUUGACAUUGAUUCACUCUAAUGAACACUUGCCAGGUGCAAGGAAGGCCCUGUGCUACAUGCUCUGUGAGAGCUACAGAAAGGAGUAUGAUUACUCAUACCUUUCAGUUUACAGUACAGUAGGGGAGAGGAAGACAAGAUAGACCAAGAGCCUCUGUUAUGCACCUAAAGCCAUACUGGAAACUCCAGAAGAAAGAGCGACCUCUGGAAAUCAGCAGGGAAACUUUGAGAACUCCUAUGAGCCACCACGAAGCUAUAAAUGAUGAAAAAUGCAAAGCUAGCUACAUGAAACCAAGUGUCUUUCCUUCACCCUCUCUUGGUAAAGCGUCAUCUCGAAAGCCUCUUGGGAUUCUUUCUCCAAAUGUUCUGUGCAGUAUGAGUGGGAAGAGUCCGACAGAGAGCAGCUUGAAUGUUAAAACCAAGAAGAAUGCACCGUCUGCAUCAAUCCACCAGGGUGAAGAAGGGGAAGGGCCGCUUGAUAUCUGGGCUGUUGUGAAACCGGGAAAUACCAAGGAGAAAAUUGCAUUCUUUGCAGCCCACCAGUGUAGCAAUAGGAUAGGAUCUAUGAAAAUAAAAAGCUCCUGGGACAUUGAUGGGAGAGCUACUAAAAGAAGGAAAAAAUCAGGAGAUCUUAAAAAAGCCAAGAUACAGUUGGAAAGGAUGAGGGAAGUCAACAGCAGGUGCUACCAGCCUGAGCCCUUUGCAUGUGGCAUUGAGCACUGUUCUGUGCAUUAUGUGAGUGACAGUGGGGAUGGCGUCUAUGCCGGGAGGCCUCUGUCAGUCAUACAGAUGGUUGCCUUCCUCGAGCAAAGAGCCAGUGCCCUGCUAGCUACAUGUACGAAAAACUGCACUAACUCACCUGCUGUGGUGAAGUUUCCUGGGCAAUCCAGAAGUGUGCCCCCAGCCUCCGAGCCCUUUUCUGCCCCAGGAGCUUGUGAAGAAUCCACGGAAAGGGGAAAUUCUGAGGUUGGUGAACCACAGAGCGAGCCAGUCCGUGUCCUUGACAUGGUAGCCAGGCUGGAGUCUGAGUGCCUGAAGCGGCAGAGCCAGCGUGAGCCUGGGAGCCUCUCGAGGAAUAACAGCUUCCGUCGAAAUGUGGGCCGCGUGUUGCUUGCAAAUGGCACUCAGGCUAAUGAAGGCAAAACAAACAAAGGGGCCUUGGAGGCACCAGACACUCAGGUGAAUCCUGUGGGGUCUGUAUCUGUGGACUGUGGCCCCUCAAGAGCCGACCAUUGUUCUCCCAAGGGGGAUGAGUCCUGGGACGGUGCUCCUCGGGGCUGUCCGUCGUUGCCAGCGAGUGUGAAUUUCCUCAUGGACAGUGCAGAAUUUGAGCCAGAUCAGCAAACUGCCCUGAAAAAUGGCAAUAAAUAUGAUGUGGAGAUGACAGAAGAACUUGUUGGGUCAUCUUUUCCUGCUGGCACCUGCCCUCAAGCCAUUGAAUUGCCCACAGAUGCUGUUGAUUGUCUGAGUAGAGAGCUCGUGCCGCUUACUAGCCAGAAUCCUGAUCAGAGAAGAAAGGAAUCUUUGUGCAUUAGUAUCACUGUGUCCAAGGUAGAGCAAGGCCAGCCUUCUAGUUUAAAGCCCUGUGAAGACCCACUUCCAGGGAUGUUGUUUUUUUUGCCACCUGGUCAGCACCAGUCAGACUGUUCCCAGUUGAAUGAAAGCACAAGGGAGUCUUCCGAUGCCGGCCACCUUCAGGAUGCUGCUGAGGGUGACAGUACCACUGAGGAAAAAAGUGUUUCAGCUGAUUCAUUUGUCCUGCCAGCCUCUCCUGUGGAAAGUACAUUACCGGUGCUUGAGGCAUCCAGUUGGAAGAAGCAAGUGUCUCAUGACUUUCUGGAGACCAGGUUUAAAAUCCAGCAGCUUUUGGAGCCUCAGCAGUACAUGGCUUUUCUGCCCCACCACCUCAUGGUGAAAAUCUUCAGGUUACUUCCCACCAAGAGCUUAGUGGCUCUUAAGUGUACCUGCUGCUAUUUCAAGUUUAUCAUUGAAUACUACAAUAUCAGGCCAGCAGAUUCCCGCUGGGUACGAGAUCCACGAUACAGAGAGGACCCUUGCAAGCAGUGCAAGAAAAAAUACGUGAAAGGGGAUGUGUCCCUGUGCCGGUGGCACCCCAAGCCCUAUUGCCAGGCAUUGCCCUACGGGCCAGGAUACUGGAUGUGCUGCCACCGGUCUCAGAAAGCCUUCCCUGGCUGUAAGCUGGGGCUUCAUGACAAUCACUGGGUCCCUGCGUGCCACAGCUUUAAUCGGGCAAUCCAUAAGAAAGCGAAGGGGACUGAAACUGAAGAGGAAUACUAAAGUCUACAUGAGAGGCGACAGAAGGACUGGUUUUCUAGAAUUGCAGAACCCCACCUAGAGCUGUAGAGCUACCAUGCAAGUGAGUGUUGCCUCUCAGAGCCGUCACUGUAGGAGAAUCCGUAUGUAUUCCAUCAGGACUGCCAUUGCUCAGGCAAUUUUUAAACUCUUGCUUUACGAGCUGUACAAGGAAAUCGGUCUCAUUGUUUUAUAGUGGCACCUCCCAUUUGGUCCAGGGUGGUAUCCCACGGUUUGAUUCACUUGGCUGUGAAUAACUAUGCCUAUUCUCCCAAAUCAAAUCCAUCCUCAAACGACGAAGACUUGCCACCAUCAAGGACAUUCAGAAGAGUUCAUUGCAGACUAUGCAGGCGAUCCCCAAAAAGGGGUUCCAGAAAUGUUUUCAAGCACUGGCACCAUAUUUGAAAUAAGUGAAUAGUGUCCUCUGGAAAGAAUAGCAGCACUCUCGGAUGAAAAGUAUGCUUACAAAGGAAAAGUCAGGCACCUUACCUUAGCCCUUGUAUGCUUGAUCUGUGAGAUUGAGGUUUGUGGUUGGAGAUGGAUUUCAUGCCCUGUGGUGUUUACAGUGUAUAUAAUGGUUGUGUUUUCAUAGGGCUGUGAAAGUGCACAUUAAACCCGAGCGCCUUUACCUUAGAUGAGUGCUUUUGACCCCUCUGUAAAUAACACUAUUAAAUCCAGUUGUAUAGCGCGGAUAGCUGACUGAAGAGAAUCCCCACAAUGCAGCUAGGAUAGUGUUGCGGCUACAAUUGUGUGGGUUUUUGUUUUGUUUUUUUUUUUUUUUUUUUUUUUGGUCUCAUCUUAAAUUUGUACAUCCUGUAUAAAAUAUGAAUGUUUCCCAAAUAAACUAUGAAUGUUUCCUGUAUAAUAUAUGAACGUUUCUGAGAAGAAACUCUAAAUAGUUAAGAGGUUAACCUGUUGAAGAUACCAAAUAAUGGUUUAACUGGACAACCUUAAAAUUAGUAUAGAGAAAAAUCCUUUGUUAUAUUUUAGUGACCCAUCAAGAAUGAGAGAAUAUUAUAUAGUCAGAUUAUAACAUUCUUGUCUACUUUACUCUUUCUGUCUGGUUAUGAAUUUUUUUUUUUAACUUCAAUAAAAACAUGCAUCUUAAAUGGGA